Messenger RNA from Mycena citricolor, 342 nucleotides. The record is from the annotation of a GenBank genome assembly. NCBI's taxonomy places the organism in Eukaryota, Fungi, Basidiomycota, Agaricomycetes, Agaricales, Mycenaceae.
AGUGACACUUCACAUGAAUCAUCUCUGUCACGGUCCCCAAGCCCAUCCCCAACUGUUCCUCUCCUCUCCUCGGACUCUGAAGGCAAUGAUGAUGCUCCACAGUCUGAAUUGCUUGAUGACGAGACUCAAAUCAUUGGUAUCAAUGGUCACCGAUGGAAAAUGAACAAUCUAGAGUUCAUGGUGGCGUGGGCGGAUGGCGAUGUCACUUGGGAACCACUGUCAAAUGUGAACGACUGCCAAGGGCUGGAUGAAUAUCUUGAUUUUCGUGCAGCACUCGACCCAUUGCAGCUGUCCAAGCGGAGAUAUGUGAUUAAUAAAGAGCUCAGGGCCCUCAAUGAGUAG